Messenger RNA from Stylophora pistillata, 531 nucleotides. RefSeq names its product hemicentin-1-like. Gene Ontology annotation, cellular component: cell-cell junction; plasma membrane. NCBI's taxonomy places the organism in Eukaryota, Metazoa, Cnidaria, Anthozoa, Scleractinia, Pocilloporidae. Gene Ontology annotation, biological process: cell-cell adhesion. Gene Ontology annotation, molecular function: cell adhesion molecule binding. The record is from RefSeq and is a predicted model, not a curated record.
UGCGGGUGGCCCAAAUGUGACCCGUGCUUUGGAAAAUAGGCGCAGCUACGGUAUGCAGUCUGUUGAAGAUGAUCCGUUCAUCGCAGCAGCGUCAAUGCAGUCUGAGCUCAACUGAUGGAAAAACGAAAAAAACCAGACUCCAGUCAGGGUGUAAACUAUGGAUACCUGUCACAAGAUUCUGUCCAACAGCCUGAAAUGUUACUUAAUCCAGGUUCCCGCAUGGUGAGAAACGGUCGUUUAGCGCAAAGCACUGGUGAACUGGAUGCGAACUCAGCAUACCCGGCAAGGGGACCCCAGAGAGACUUCUGCACGCUCCCCCCGUAUCAUGAACGACCUUCGUUUGAAGAAGCCAUGCGGCAUUCAGGAAGGAAGCCGAAGACCAGGAAAUCAACGGGAGAUCUCACCCGGCCCGGACAGGGAUGACAUUCAGGCCGCAGACCAAGACAGGCUCGACCAGCUGAUGAACCCACAGACUCGAGCGAUGGAGAACAGCGGUUUACGCCUCAGAGAACUGCACCCCCUCCCCCGAGA